This is a messenger RNA of Myripristis murdjan (pinecone soldierfish), 4156 nucleotides long. RefSeq names its product ETS transcription factor ELK1 (gene elk1). Lineage: Eukaryota; Metazoa; Chordata; Actinopteri; Holocentriformes; Holocentridae. Gene Ontology annotation, molecular function: sequence-specific DNA binding; DNA-binding transcription factor activity, RNA polymerase II-specific. The transcript has 11 exons. Bases 1119 to 2945 code for a protein of 608 amino acids. Gene Ontology annotation, biological process: cell differentiation; regulation of transcription by RNA polymerase II. Gene Ontology annotation, cellular component: nucleus. The record is from RefSeq and is a predicted model, not a curated record.
GCGGCUCGGCGGCUCGCACCGGAAGUGCUGGCGCUGUUGCUGCGGACGGUUUGAUGCGGUCCGGAGCGCCGAGGAGCCGCGGGUCCGAACAGACACGAACCGGGACAAACCCCACCUGAGCGGCGAGGUCCGGGCUCUGCGGCCGGGCAGCAGAGUCUGCGCCUCACGGAAGAACAACCGGGAGGUUUUAUAAAUCGCUUUUUUUUCGCCCAGCGGGACUUUUCGUGUCUCGGUGAACUCCGCGGAGCCAGCCCGCAGUCAGGCGGUGUGUUUGGGGGCUGACGCACCAGCAGGCGGGGGGGGCGGCGCACACGGCUAUGCUAGCUAGCCUCUUAGCAUGCUGACGGCUUUACCCGCCAGUGCCCUUUAGACGCACUGAAAAAAGAAGAAUCAGAAACAUAAACUUUAAACUUUUCUGGGGUCUUGAAGCGUAAAGCAGCGGCCUGGCGCCCCGCCGCCCUCCGAAGGCGACCAGGAGAAACCCGGAGACAAACCGUCGGAGUUUCCUUCAAGUAAACAAGCGCCGCUCGGCUGUGGCAGGCAGCGUUAGCAUGGCUAGCUGGUUAGCAUGAGGCAGGCAGCGUUAGCAGCAUGUAAACACACCCAAACUCACUCCACUCUCAUUUUCAUCUUCAGAAAUAUUAUUAACACAUAUCGAAGGGAGACAUUAGCAUUUUUACGCCAAGUGGUAAUGCACUUUUUAACUGGCAGCAUCAAAUAGAGGCGAGUGGACGUGCGGGCAGGGAGAGACUGGAUCACAGCUUUCCUGAAAAUAUCGCUUGACGUGUUUUGUUUUGGUGGCUGGAGGUCCGGUGUGAGCCUGCCAGCGGGGCCGGGGAGCAUGGAGGCAGGGAUGCCUGCUGCCAUCAGCCCAGCGCAGUUACAUAACAGCAGGUCGGGACUGAAGCAGCUGAACGCCUCUUCAGCUCUGAUGAUGCCAGGAGACUUCUGACAGCUGCAACCUUCCCUGGACCACACACACACACACACACACACACACACACACACACACACACACACACACACACACACACACACACACACACACACACACGGCUGGGAUCUGACUGCUGCACCCGGAAACAAACAGAGCAACAGAAGAGCAGAAAAACAUUUGCAUGAAAAUGGAUGCAAAUCCGCUGAUAAACGCCAUGGACCCGUCCAUCACGCUGUGGCAGUUCCUGCUCCACCUGCUGGAGGACGAGCGCCAGCGUCACCUGAUCUCCUGGACGGGCGAGGACGGCGAGUUCAAGCUGCUGGACGCCGAGGAGGUGGCGAGGCUGUGGGGGCUCCGCAAGAACAAGCACAACAUGAACUACGACAAGCUGAGCCGCGCGCUCAGAUACUACUACGACAAGAACAUCAUAAAGAAGGUGAGCGGGCAGAAGUUCGUCUAUAAGUUCGUCAGUCAUCCCGACUCCUCGCUGUCAGAGGGGCUGCGUAACGGGGAGGAGGGGCAGAGGCGGGACAUAGCCGACCCCAACAGCCAAUCCAAAGGCCUGGGGGGCGUGGUCACAACCUGUCCAUCAAAGGGCUUACCGCAGCAGCGGUCGUCGCCCAGCUGCUCACAGAAAAGUUCCCGUAACGACUACAUGAAGUCCGGCCUCUACUCCACCUUCACCAUCCAAUCACUGCAGGCCACGCCCAGCCCACGGCCAAUCAAAACAGAACUGCUGCUGACACAAGAGCCCGCCCCCAAAGUCGACAGGACACCCAGAGAGGUGUGUGUGUUGUCAGACUCCAAGUCCUGUCAGCCAGUAGGCGGCGCUGUGGAUUCAGCUCUGCAGGUGAUCGUCACUCAGCCGUCUCCCUGCCCGACCCCAGCCCUCAGCCCUCAGAUACCAGCCAUCACCGCCAGCCAAUCACAGAAGCCUCCUGCUCCUCCUGCUCCUCCUGCUCCUCCUGCUGCUGCUCCUCUCAGCGAGCCUCCUCAGAUCUAUCUCACCAGCAUGACUGACCCCUCCUCCCUCACCCCCCUCAUCCCCCUCGGCCCGCCCGGGGGGGCGGUGGGUCCCAUCGGGCCCCCCCAUGUCCCGCUGGGCACUCAGGGGCCCCAGCAAGACGAGUGCACUGGGAUCAGCACCCCCCCGACCUUCCCCCCUCACCCCCACCCUGCUCCUCAGCCCCACCCUCCUCCUCACGCUCCUCAACCCCACCCUCACCCGUCUCACCCGUCUCACCCCGCUCACCCGUCUCACCCCACGCCCACGUCUGUGUUCGUCAUCAUCAACCCGCCUCCCUCCCAGCAGGCUGCCAUGGCAACGCCACCUCCCUCGGCUGCUCCUCCUCCUCCUGUGGUGAUCAAGGAGGAGAACCUGCCGUCAGAGGAGGAGCUGCUGGAGAUGGUGACGCUGGAACACAAACAGGUGGAGGAGCUUCCUGCUCUCAGAGAGUCAGAGCCUGAACCCCCCCUCUCCGUGGAGAGCCCCCCUCCCUGCAUGGAGCCCGAGGUCGAAGGUCAGCAGCCUGCAGGAGAAGAGGGAGGGGAGGGGGAGAGCAAGGCCUCGCUUCCAGACGCCGCCAUCCCCCCUGUGACAUCAUCGUCAGCUGUGACCCCGGUGACCUCUGCCCCGGAAACAGUUCCUCCCAAACCCAAGAAGCCGCGGGGCCUGGAGCUGCCCUCCUCCCCCUCCCUGCCCCCCGGCCUGUCGCUGGACAAGGUUAAUGCUGCUGUGAACAGUUUACUGGCUCCUGGAUCUGCUACCAACACACUGACACCAACCGUCAUCACCUCCCAUGCCCUGACUCCGGUCUUGCUGACUCCCAGUCCUCUUCCCUCCACCAUUCACUUCUGGAGCACCCUGAGCCCCAUCGCUCCUCGCUCUCCAGCCAAGCUCUCCUUCCAGUUCCCCACUAACGGCAGUAACCAGAUCCACAUCCCGGCGCUGAGCGUUGACGGUCUCUCCACCCCGGUGGUUCUGUCCCCCGGGCCCCAGAAGCCCUGAGCUCCCUGCCCCGCCCGCAGAGCUCCGUUCUGGGCUUGGCCUCGCCGCAGGCUCCCUGCCCUCCUGGAGGGCCGGACAGAGUGUGACUGAAACUCUCCGCUGAACCCGGCAGAAAUGUUUUUGGGGGGGUCGGGCCGUCCUGACCGCUGAGCUGUCAGACUGGAGGACGUGGGGCGGAGCUUUCAAUGGUAAACUUUUCAAGGUGCCGUGCUUAUCGGUGCCAGCGGUGGAGGAAUGGAACCGCCUGCAGCUAAUCUGACUCCGGGACCGUCGGUCGGAUCUGGGACGGGAGCCGCUCCGAACCCUUUACCUUCGUCUGUCCAAAAAACCCGACAACAGCUCACAGUUUACGUUUAUAUACUGAGCUUUAGCUUUUUAGUCAACCUGCAACCGGAGAAACUUCCAGAGAGCAAGUGGAGGUUUGGACGCCACGACCCGUCUGAUCAGAUGGAGCGAGGAGCUCGGCUUUCACACGAGCCACAGAUGUAAAUCCAGAUGUUUUAUCACUGAACUGGGAGGACGUCCUGACCGGAUGUUCGGCUCGCUCUUAGCUCAGAAAGUGUCAGCUUGCGUCGUCUUGUCUUAAAGCUAACAAAGCUUCCUGUUCAGCAGUGACUCGAGGCAGCCGUCGCCUUCAGGCUUAAACUCGGGAAGCUUCCUUUUAACGUUCUUUUUGUCUCAUUUUCCUGCCAACAACAAAAACGUCUUGAUAAAAUUAUUAAUGGACUGAAGUUCUUGCUUCGAGAAAAAGUUUUCCAGAACUAACAUGAGUUUACCAAAUAAAAUAUUGAAUAUUUUAAAUUUUUAUGCGUAAACUAUCAGUAGUGAAUGGUUGAACUGUAUUUUAUCCCAGUCAGACUGUUCGCUCGCUGCUGGGUGGCGUUAGCACGAGCCCUGCAGUCUGAUGUGAGAAAUGAAGCAGCUGCAGAACAAAAACCACAACAAGCACAAAGCAAGCAGCAGCUUUUAAUAUCAUUUAUCUGAAGCAGAUGAUCAGACAGAAAUGUUAGUGGAUUAUUUUAUGAUCAGGCAGGGACCAUGUGAUCAUGAUAUAUGGGUGGCAAUUCGAUAUGUAUUGCAAUUCUGAAGUAUUGCGAUUCAAUAUUACAGUUUAUUGUGAUUUGUGUUUGUUUGUGUGAUUCUCCUAGAGGUCACUAGAGGUCAUUCCAGUGUGACAAAAGUCUCUGGCUGCAGUGAAAUGGCUGCUGUGG